AUGUUGGAAGAUGCAAAUGAGCCAUGUGAAAUGACUCAUUCACAUGUGGAAGACGAUGUGUGCUUUGAUUUAAUCUUGGGAAGGCCAUUACUAGAACAUGAUUACUUAUCCACCAGUGACCCGAUGCUUACCAGUUCACUGGCAAAAACUUUUGAUGCUGACGCACGGCUUACUGCUAUCAUCGAUGAUGUCGCCACUGCCGAUUUAUCUCAGAUCGGUGUUGGACCGAAUGAUGGUUCUCCAAGUUUAGCAUCGUUGAACAGCAGUAUUAUUCAGCAAAAAUGGCUAUCGAUAACGCCAUUUUCCAGGAAAAAAGCUACUAUUGUUACUUGUGAAUAUUGUGGCAUUGUUCUUAAACAUCCUUCGAAAAUUGAAGCGCACCGGCGGACACAUACUGGCGAAAAGCCAUUUCAAUGUCAGAUUUGUGGUUCAAGGUUUACACAACGUACACCGAUGCGAAUGCAUGUACGACGUCAUAUGGGCCUAAUGCCUUAUGUGUGUUCAUGGGGAUGUGGUAAACGUUUCGUUUCAAAUGCACUAAAGAAUGCGCAUGAACUGAAAAGUCAUAUGGGAGCCAAAAGACGUGGUCCACCUCGGCCUCAUCUUAAGCCACCAAGAUGUUCUAUGCCGAUGAAUGUAAUUGAAAAAACUGAUAAUAAUGAAGGGAUUGCUAACGUUUCUGAUUGUCAUGCACGUUCGAAUGAACAAAUAUCACUGAACUCGGAUAUUGAGAAUAGGCAACUGAAUGAGAUAGCCGAAAAGGUUGUUAUUUCGAAUUUCCCAGCCGAACAAAAAAUUAAAACACACCGAAAAAGAGCAUUGAUUGCUCGAUGUCAGGAAUGUGGUUUACUUCUGAAACAUCCUUCCAAGAUUCAAGCACACAUGCGAACACAUACCGGUGAACGUCCAUUCGAAUGUGCUUUAUGUGGGAUGCGAUUUGCAACUGCUAAUCCAUUGAGGGUACACUUUCGUCGUGAGAAGCCAUUUGAAUGCACAUGGGAGUGUGGACGACGUUUUGUUUCAGUAUCAGCCCGUAAUGAACAUGAACGAAUCGUACAUGCAGGCAUCAAAAGAUAUCGUUGUUCAAUCAAUAAUUGUCACCGUUUGUUUACACGGCGUCGUUAUUUGAUAAUGCAUCAAGCAAAAGAACACAAGGAUGUUACGCAACAAGCUGAUAACGCUAUCCAGUCUGUCCUGGACAUGGUAAAACAGGACAGAGAAGAAACCAAGGCGAACACAAUGUGGUCUUCUGAAAUACCAGAUAACGGUAGUAUAGAGAAAAUUUGGAUCGAAGAGAGAGUUUUAACUGGGGAACAGGUUGAAGAACAAUAUCUUAAUAUUGAUGAUCAAAAUGGCAAUGCUUUGCUUGAAUGUGCCAGCGUUACAGUUGCAAAAGAAGAGGAAAAUGAUUUGUUGAAUGAUGAAAGCUGUCGACAGGUGAUAAUUGAUGAAACAGAUGAGGAUGUUGCGCUGGAAAGGAAUUAUUUUGUGGAAGCAAAUGAAAUAUAUUAUCGUAAUGGAAUUAGGUUAGAGUAUGGCAAACAGGAGCACCAACAGCUGUCUGAUGAUCGUCAAUUUGUAAAUGAGACAGAGUCGUCUAUCGUUUCUCCUGAUAUCUGUGUAAGAGCAAUAGAUAGGGAUGUUUAUUCAGUUUGCGAGGAAAGUACCACAGUUUUGCCUAAAUAUGGUCGAGUUCGAAUUAUUAAACCAGUGACGAAAAUAGGUUGA
Messenger RNA from Brugia malayi, 1728 nucleotides. RefSeq names its product Zinc finger, C2H2 type family protein (gene Bma-let-391). NCBI's taxonomy places the organism in Eukaryota, Metazoa, Nematoda, Chromadorea, Rhabditida, Onchocercidae. The transcript is spliced from 11 exons. Gene Ontology annotation, cellular component: nucleus. The record is from RefSeq and is a predicted model, not a curated record. Bases 1 to 1728 code for a protein of 575 amino acids. Gene Ontology annotation, biological process: regulation of transcription by RNA polymerase II. Gene Ontology annotation, molecular function: DNA-binding transcription factor activity, RNA polymerase II-specific; RNA polymerase II cis-regulatory region sequence-specific DNA binding.